AUGGUUUACAAGCCGCUGGAAGGAAUUGUCCCUGUGAUGUCUCUGACGGGCUAUGAAACCACUUGCAGCUCCUUCACUUCACUUCCGCCGUUGAGGUCCAUCUCUCUUUUUGAGUAUGCCCCCUCAGCCAUACCAGCGGCUGGCACAGCGCUUGCACCGCAUAUAACCCCGAGGGUGGGCGUCAUCACACGCCAUCCUGAACCGCCCCAGCAUGCCCUCCCCAGAGCGGACCAACAAUCAGACCGAGAAUCCAGCCAGCCUAUUACAGGAGCUAUAUAUGUGGGCAUCAGAACUGCAAGAAAAACGAGACCGACAGAGCCGCAGCGAAAUGUGGCAUGA
This is a messenger RNA of Histoplasma mississippiense, 339 nucleotides long. RefSeq lists its product with no specific name. Bases 1 to 339 code for a protein of 112 amino acids. The transcript has 2 exons. The record is from RefSeq and is a predicted model, not a curated record. NCBI's taxonomy places the organism in Eukaryota, Fungi, Ascomycota, Eurotiomycetes, Onygenales, Ajellomycetaceae.